Molecule: messenger RNA, 1740 nt
Organism: Cimex lectularius (bed bug)
Lineage: Eukaryota; Metazoa; Arthropoda; Insecta; Hemiptera; Cimicidae
Product: facilitated trehalose transporter Tret1-like
Exons: 6
Coding region: 161-1666 (501 amino acids)
Biological process (GO): transmembrane transport
Cellular component (GO): membrane
Molecular function (GO): transmembrane transporter activity
Source: RefSeq, a predicted model, not a curated record
AAGGAUUGACGAGUCGCGGAUCUGGGUCUGAAACCAGUCGACGUUGACGCGAGUAGAUGAACCGGACACGACAACGAGUUGGGGCUCGUCGUCCCGUCUAAAAUACGAGAAAAAUUUUUCUCUAUUCAAAAGGAUAAAAAAACCGGAACAGGAUCGACAAAUGAACGCAUCUGAUGAAAAAGGGAGCGAGGACGUGAAACCCGUAUCUAAAUGGAGACGGGCUUUGCCCCAGGUGAUCGCGAGCACGAUCAAGAACCUCCUCCUCCUCGACCUGGGCAUGACGAUCGCGUUUCCGACCAUCGCCAUUCCCGUCCUCACCGACGGCUCGGACCCGGAAGGCAUACGUUUCACGGUAACCGACGCGUCGUGGUUCGGCAGCGUGAUAUACAUAUGCCAGCCUAUAGGCAGCGUCCUCUCGGGGUCCGUUCUCGACUACCUCGGACGGAAGUACAGCCUGAUGGCCGUCAACGUGCCUCAUCUCGUCGGAUGGCUCUUGUACUACACGGCGAAAUCGAAAUUGCAGAUGUUCCUCACUGCCAUCAUCAUGGGUUUGGGUGUAGGCUUCAUGGAGGCUCCUAUCAUAACGUACGUCGGUGAGAUCUGCGAGCCUAAGUUGAGAGGCACUUUGACUGCUUACGCGAGCCUCUUCGCCACAUUCGGCAUCACUCUCAUGUACGGCCUGGGGACAGUGGUCGACUGGAGGACCGCUGCACUGAUCGCGACCGGUCUCCCGAUCUUCACCAUCCUCGCCUUGACCCAGGUGCCCGAGACGCCCCUCUGGCUGCUGGCAAGGGGUCGCGAAGAGGAUGCCGAGAAGGCUCUUCAAUGGCUCCGCGGUUGGGUCGAACCGGGUGCUGUCAGGCCCGAGCUCGCCGAUUUAAAACGCUACGCUUCCUCGGCCACCCUGGCCUACGACAACCCGGCCUGCGACGAACCACCCCAAGUCGGCGAAGAACCCAAUCCGAAGUUCCAGCACGGGUCUUGGCUGUCAAACAUCAAAGACGUCGCGAGGCCGGCCGUCUUCAAGCCGCUCUUCCUCAUCAUAGGGCUUUUCUUCUUCUCCAACUUUACCGGGGUCACAUCGACCCGGCCUUACAUGAUACUCAUCAUCAAGGAGUUACAGUUUCCGAUCGAAGCGUUCCGCGGGACGGUGAUUUUUGGUGCGACAGGCUUCGCAGGUAGCGUUUUCUGCAUGGUGACGAUAGCAUGGUUUAAAAAGAGGCCGAUCGCUUUCUUCGGCAUGGCUUCUUCUGCUUUGCUUGCGUUCGCACUCGCGGCCGUCCCUCCUGGUGGUUGGGUCCCAGUCGCACUAUACACAGCUCUGCAGUUCUGCACAAGUUACGGCGCCACUGGGUUGGUCUGGACACUGGUCAGCGAGGUCUUCCCUCUAAGGGGAAGAGGCACGGCGAGCGGCUUAGCAGGCGCGUCCUCCUACAUUGUCAUGUUCGCAGCAACCAAGUCAUUCCAAAGCCUCAAAGACCUUAUGGGUCCCCAGGGGGUCUUCUACUUCUUCGGAUCGUGCUCUUUCAUCGGCUUCCUCUUUAUAUAUUUCCUGAUGCCAGAGACCGAAGGCAUCUCCCUCGAACAGAUCGAAAAGAACUACGAGAAGUCCAUGUUAUACAGGAAAACGCAAAAAACUGAAAACACUGAAAACACAGCCGUCUGAAGCCCACAAUCACGUCCCACCUUGCAGUAUUAUUGUAUAAAUCUAAAUUAAAAAGUAUUUUCUAAUAAACUUUU